UAUCUUCGUGACCUCGGGCAUUGGGAGGCAUUGGGUCCUCUGGCUAUCAGCUGUAUUGGAAAUGGCUCUAUCGGCCAAAUGACCCCAUGUUCAAUUUCCGCAUCUGGUUCUACUGUUGCAUCUACUCUUGGUACCAUUGGGGGAGGAGGUGGAAGCGCUUUUUGGGGUCUGCAUGCCGAGGCAGCAUGGAGACACGGCGAGUGGAAUGAAGUUUACGCUUCGCUUGCUGGACUAGCCAAUGAAUGUCCACGCAGCGACCUUUGGCGCUAUGCCAUGAUCCAAGCUUCGGCCUCUGUAAUCGGUCGUCGUGCCGCCCUUGCCCUCUCUGGUUCUUUUUUGCCUAACGAAGGUCUUGAUGUCUUGCCAGCAUCGCGCACCUCUGCUACCUCGAGCGCUACUGGAAUUGGCCAGAGUGCUACUGCUGUAAGUGGACUGCAUUCUGCCGGAGGUCUCCUCUCCUCAGCAGAGACCGAGGGUCAGCGAGUCAUGACUACUUUGCUUCGCGAAUGGCGCCGUCUGCCAUUUAUACCUGGCGACCAGCACGUCCCUCUUCUACAAGAAUUGGGUUUCGAGACUAUCGGUUAA
Protopolystoma xenopodis is the source of this 585-nucleotide messenger RNA. NCBI's taxonomy places the organism in Eukaryota, Metazoa, Platyhelminthes, Monogenea, Polystomatidea, Polystomatidae. The record is from the annotation of a GenBank genome assembly.